AAAACAAAGAAAACAAUGAUUUCCUCUGCUUCCAUGUUUGCUUCUCUCGCACCAUAUAUAGCUUCCGCAUUACUUCUCUUCCUCCUCCUCGAACAACUCUCCUACCUUAUCAAAAAACGUAACCUCCCUGGCCCUCUCUUCGUCCCUCCGCUCAUCGGCAACGCCGUCGCUCUGGUCCGUGACCCCACUUCCUUCUGGUACAAGCAAUCCUCAACCGCGGGAAACUCUCCUGGCCUUUCAGCCAACUACCUCGUCGGGAGAUUCAUCCUCUACAUCAGAGACACAGAGCUCUCCCACCAAGUCUUCUCCAACGUUCGUCCCGAUGCCUUCCACCUCGUCGGACAUCCCUUCGGCAAGAAGCUCUUCGGUGAUCACAACCUCAUCUACAUGUUCGGCGAGGAUCAUAAGUCCGUUCGCCGCCAGCUUGCUCCCAACUUCACACCUAAAGCACUCUCAACCUACACUGCUCUACAGCAACUAGUUAUCCUCCGUCAUCUACGCCGGUGGGAGGAAUCUUUCUCCGGCGGCGGAACUCGUCCCGUGGUUCUACGAAACCUCGUCCGUGAACUCAACCUAGAAACUUCUCAGACAGUUUUUGUCGGACCGUACCUUGACAAAGAAGCAAGAGACAGGUUCCGUAAAGAUUACAAUCUCUUCAACCUCGGAUCCAUGGCUCUUCCGAUCUAUAUCCCGACCAUUCUCAAUCACUCUCACCGGUCACAAAAAAAAAAACAUAAAAACAAAAAAAGAAGAAGAAAAGUUCUAAUGGCUGCCUCAACCAUGGCUCUGUCCUCCCUCGCCUUAGCCGGAAAGGCUGUGAAGCUCUCACCAGGAGCCUCCGAAGUGUUUGGAACCGCCCGUGUCACCAUGCGCAAAACCGUCAAACCCACCGGUCCAUCAGGCAGCCCAUGGUACGGAUCCGACAGGGUUAAGUACUUGGGUCCAUUCUCCGGCGAGCCCCCAAGCUACCUCACCGGAGAGUUCCCCGGUGACUACGGAUGGGACACCGCUGGUCUAUCCGCUGACCCGGAGACCUUUGCAAGAAACCGUGAGCUAGAAGUUAUCCACUGCAGAUGGGCCAUGCUUGGAGCCCUAGGAUGCGUUUUCCCUGAGCUAUUGGCUCGUAACGGAGUGAAGUUCGGAGAGGCUGUUUGGUUCAAGGCCGGUUCGCAGAUCUUCAGCGAAGGAGGGCUCGACUACUUGGGCAACCCGAGCUUGGUCCACGCUCAGAGCAUCUUAGCCAUUUGGGCUACUCAGGUGAUCCUCAUGGGAGCUGUUGAGGGUUACAGAGUCGCUGGAGACGGACCAUUGGGAGAAGCAGAGGACUUGUUAUACCCAGGUGGUAGCUUCGACCCAUUGGGCCUCGCUGCUGACCCAGAAGCGUUCGCGGAGUUGAAGGUGAAGGAGAUCAAGAACGGAAGGUUGGCUAUGUUCUCCAUGUUUGGAUUCUUCGUUCAGGCAAUCGUUACCGGAAAGGGACCGUUGGAGAAUCUCGCUGACCAUUUGGCUGAUCCAGUCAACAACAACGCAUGGGCUUUCGCCACCAACUUCGUCCCCGGAAAGUGAGCGAGUUGAAGCUUAGCAAGAGAAAGAGAGUUCGUUUGUGAUGUUUCUUUUAAGUAAAUUUGUGAAAUUUCCAUUGUCGUACCAUUGUAUUAUUUAUCAGACAUUGAACCUCUUUUUCUCAA
Molecule: messenger RNA, 1688 nt
Organism: Brassica napus (rape)
Lineage: Eukaryota; Viridiplantae; Streptophyta; Magnoliopsida; Brassicales; Brassicaceae
Product: chlorophyll a-b binding protein 1, chloroplastic-like
Exons: 2
Coding region: 16-1566 (516 amino acids)
Biological process (GO): photosynthesis, light harvesting in photosystem I; response to light stimulus
Cellular component (GO): chloroplast envelope; chloroplast thylakoid membrane; plastoglobule
Molecular function (GO): heme binding; oxidoreductase activity, acting on paired donors, with incorporation or reduction of molecular oxygen; iron ion binding
Source: RefSeq, a predicted model, not a curated record